AUGGCGGAGGGAAGCAGCAGGGAGGCCACCAAGCCAUUGCCGGAGGCAGAGAAGAGGAAAGACCAGACCCUCCCGUUCCACAAGUUGUUCUGCUUCGCUGAUAAGUACGAUUGGAUGCUAAUGGCCUGCGGCAGCAUCGGAGCCAUCAUCCACGGCUCCUCCAUGCCCGUCUUCUUCCUCUUGUUCGGCGAAAUGGUUAACGGCUUCGGCAAGAACCAGUCCGAUUUGCCCACCAUGAUCCACGAAGUCUCCAAGUACGCUCUCUACUUCGUCUAUCUCGGCCUCAUUGUUUGCGUAUCAUCCUACGCAGAGAUUGGUUGCUGGAUGUACAGUGGGGAGAGGCAAGUGAGCAGCCUGAGGAAGAAGUAUUUGGAAGCGGUGCUGAAGCAAGACGUGGGGUUCUUCGACACGGAUGCGAGGACUGGGGAUAUAGUGUUCAGUGUCUCAACGGACACUCUCCUAGUCCAAGACGCCAUUAGUGAGAAGGUGGGCAAUUUUAUACAUUACCUGUCGACGUUCCUAGCGGGGCUGGUGGUUGGUUUCCUGUCAGCAUGGAGGCUAGCGCUGCUCAGUGUGGCGGUGAUCCCCGGAAUAGCAUUCGCCGGCGGGCUCUAUGCCUACACUCUCACCGGACUUACCUCCAAGAGCCGGGAGUCGUAUUCUCAGGCGGGCAUAAUUGCAGAACAGGCCAUUGCACAGGUUCGAACAGUUUACUCGUAUGUUGGGGAGAGCAAAGCCUUGAAUUCCUACUCAGAUGCGAUACAGAACACCUUGAAGCUUGGUUACAAGGCUGGAAUGGCCAAAGGGUUGGGGCUUGGAUGCACAUAUGGCAUAGCUUGCAUGUCAUGGGCCCUUGUUUUCUGGUAUGCUGGUGUUUUCAUCAGGAACGGUCAGACUGAUGGAGGAAAGGCCUUCACUGCAAUUUUCUCUGCAAUUGUGGGUGGAAUGAGUUUGGGGCAAUCGUUUUCGAACCUUGGUGCCUUCAGCAAAGGUAAAUCAGCUGGAUACAAGUUGAUGGAGAUAAUCAACCAAAAGCCUUCCAUAGUCCAGGACGCAUUGGAUGGGAAAUGCUUGGAUGAGGUUACUGGGAAUAUCGAGUUCAAGGGUGUGACUUUCAGCUAUCCAUCUAGGCCAGAUGUUAUCAUCUUCAGAGAUUUCUCAAUCUUCUUCCCUGCUGGCAAGACUGUUGCUGUUGUAGGUGGCAGUGGGUCAGGGAAAAGCACUGUUAUUUCCCUGAUAGAGAGGUUUUAUGAUCCUAGUCAGGGGCAGGUUUUGUUGGAUAAUGUGGACAUAAAGAGUCUGCAACUCAAGUGGUUACGUGAUCAAAUCGGAUUGGUGAACCAGGAACCAGCUCUCUUUGCCACCACCAUACUUGAGAAUAUUCUCUACGGGAAGCCAGAUGCAACAAUGGAUGAAGUAGAGGCUGCUGCCUCCGCUGCAAAUGCUCAUAGCUUCAUCACGCUGCUUCCCAAUGGAUAUAAUACGCAGGUGGGAGAGCGAGGAGUUCAGCUUUCUGGUGGUCAGAAACAGAGGAUAGCAAUAGCAAGAGCUAUGCUGAAGAACCCAAAAAUUCUUCUCCUAGAUGAAGCAACAAGUGCACUAGAUGCUGGAUCUGAGAGCAUUGUUCAAGAAGCAUUGGAUCGACUCAUGGUAGGAAGGACAACGGUCGUAGUUGCUCAUCGACUGUCCACCAUCAGAAACGUCGAUACCAUUGCAGUCAUUCAACAAGGGCUAGUUGUAGAAACAGGAACCCAUGAAGAACUGAUUGCUAAAGCAGGUGCCUACGCCACAUUGAUCAGAUUCCAAGAAAUGGUGAGAAACAGAGAUUUUGCUAACCCAUCAACACGAAGAACACGCUCAACACGCCUCAGCCACUCGCUCUCAACCAAGUCUCUAAGCCUCCGUUCUGGAAGCCUUCGCAACUUGAGCUAUUCCUACAGUACUGGAGCAGAUGGCCGCAUCGAGAUGGUCUCCAAUGCUGAAACAGAUCGGAAAAAUCCAGCACCAAAAGGAUACUUCUUUAGGUUGCUCUAUCUGAAUGCACCCGAGUGGCCUUAUUCAGUAAUGGGAGCUGUGGGGUCUGUGCUUUCAGGUUUCAUUGGGCCAACAUUCGCCAUAGUCAUGAGCAACAUGAUUGAGGUGUUCUACUACACUAAUCCUCAAUCAAUGGAGAGGAAGACCAAGGAAUAUGUGUUCAUCUACAUUGGUGCUGGACUCUAUGCCGUGGUCGCUUACUUGAUUCAGCACUACUUCUUCAGCAUAAUGGGAGAGAACUUGACUACCAGAGUUAGGAGAAUGAUGCUUGCAGCAAUUCUGAGGAAUGAAGUCGGAUGGUUCGACGAGGAAGAACACAACUCGAGCCUGGUUGCAGCGAAACUAGCAACAGAUGCAGCAGAUGUGAAGUCUGCAAUAGCUGAGAGGAUAUCCGUGAUACUCCAGAACAUGACCUCUCUUCUCACAUCCUUCAUAGUUGCUUUCAUUAUUGAAUGGAGAGUCUCACUUCUCAUUCUCGGAACCUUCCCUCUCCUGGUCCUCGCCAACUUCGCCCAGCAACUCUCCCUUAAAGGAUUCGCAGGUGACACAGCAAAGGCCCAUGCAAAGACGAGCAUGAUCGCCGGUGAAGGCGUGAGCAACAUUAGAACCGUCGCUGCUUUCAACGCUCAAGACAAGAUCCUGUCUUUAUUCUGCCAUGAACUCCGCAUCCCACAACUACACAGCUUAAAGAGAAGCCAGAUCUCCGGCCUCUUGUUCGGCCUUUCGCAGCUCGCCCUCUACGCAUCCGAAGCUCUCAUUCUCUGGUAUGGAUCGCAUCUCGUCAGCCGCGGAGUCUCCACCUUCUCCAAGGUGAUCAAGGUCUUCGUUGUACUGGUCGUGACGGCCAACUCAGUCGCCGAAACAGUCAGCCUGGCUCCAGAGAUCAUCCGAGGCGGGGAAGCAGUCGGUUCGGUGUUCUCAAUCCUCGACCGCUCCACCCGCAUCGACCCGGACGAUUCUGAGGCCGAGGUGGUCGAAUCGGUCCGCGGAGAAAUCGAGCUGCGACACGUUGACUUCUCGUACCCGACCAGACCGGAUGUGGCCGUGUUCACGGACUUUAGCUUGAGAAUUCGAGCUGGCCAGAGCCAGGCUUUAGUUGGAGCCAGCGGGUGUGGGAAGAGCUCGGUGAUCGCCUUGAUCGAGCGGUUCUACGACCCGUCUGCUGGCAAAGUAAUGAUCGACGGGAAAGAUAUCCGCCGGUUGAACCUGAAAUCGUUGAGGCAGAAAAUCGGUCUGGUCCAACAAGAGCCUGCAUUAUUUGCUACAAGCAUCUUCGAAAACAUUGCCUACGGCAAAGAAGGCGCGACGGAAGCUGAGGUGAUCGAAGCAGCUCGUGCUGCAAACGUCCACGGGUUCGUGAGCGGGCUGCCCGACGGGUACAGGACGCCUGUCGGGGAGAGAGGGGUGCAGCUUUCCGGUGGGCAGAAGCAGAGGAUAGCCAUUGCCAGAGCCGUGUUGAAGAACCCGGCAAUCUUGUUGCUCGACGAGGCGACGAGCGCUCUCGAUGCAGAGUCGGAAUGCGUGCUGCAGGAAGCCCUGGAGAGGCUGAUGAGGGGGAGGACGACGGUGCUGGUGGCGCAUCGGCUGUCGACGAUUCGAGGGGUGGAUUGUAUCGGGGUGGUGCAGGAUGGGAGGAUCGUGGAGCAAGGGAGCCAUGGUGAGUUGGUUAGUAGGCCUGAAGGGGCUUAUUCGAGACUGCUGCAGUUACAGCACCAUCACAUUUGA
Linum trigynum is the source of this 3759-nucleotide messenger RNA. The record is from the annotation of a GenBank genome assembly. Lineage: Eukaryota; Viridiplantae; Streptophyta; Magnoliopsida; Malpighiales; Linaceae.